AUGACAGAGGCGAUUAGAGGUAGCAGACAUUCAACCCCAUUGGAGAUGGAUACAGGAGAGAAUGGCAGACAUUCAAUUCCGAAGACACUGCAACUACACGGCUCAGAACAUCUAAGUAUGAUUCUCGUGAGCACGAUGCUCACAAAGAGCAAUUAUCUGACUUGGAGUUACGUGGUGAAAAGAGCUCUACGAGCUAAGAUGAAGUUAGGAUUUAUAGGUGGUACAUCUACAAAACCGUGUGUGACAGAUCCUCAUUUUGAGCAAUGGAUAGGGGUAGAUAGUAUGGUAACGACCUGGAUACUUAAUUGCAUCUCAAAAGAAAUUGUAGGAAGUUUUAUAUAUGCGAAAUCAGCUCGUACUCUGUGGUUGGAUUUAGAGGAGCGAUAUGGAGAGUGCAACGGACCUCUCUUGUACCAGCUGCAGCAAGAGAUUGUGUCCUUGACGCAGGGAAACAAGUCAGUGGUGGAAUACUUCUCACGGCUACGUAUGAUAUGGGAUGAAUUGGACGUGUUGAUGUCGGUUCCUUAG
Messenger RNA from Sesamum indicum (sesame), 528 nucleotides. Lineage: Eukaryota; Viridiplantae; Streptophyta; Magnoliopsida; Lamiales; Pedaliaceae. The record is from RefSeq and is a predicted model, not a curated record.